GAUAAUCUCGAUGUCUCUCUCUUACACUUACCUUUAAUUGGCUCUCUCUCUCUCUCUCUCUCUCUCUCUCUCUCCCCUUUAAAUAAACCCUAACCUAUUCCUUCUCCCAUCUCUCUCUCUCUGAAAAGGUCAUCUUUCUUCUCCCUCACUCCCUUCUCGUUUCCAACGCCAUGUCUUGCUUCACGGGAAAGUAUACCGAUGAGCUCAUUGCCAAUGCUUCCUACAUUGGCACCCCUGGAAAGGGUAUCCUUGCUGCUGACGAGUCCACCGGAACAAUGGGUAAGCGUCUUUCCAGCAUUAAUGUGGAGAAUGUGGAGACAAAUAGGCGGGCUUUCCGGGAGCUCCUCUUCACCACUCCUGGUGCUCUUCAAUACCUCAGCGGAGUGAUUCUUUUCGAGGAAACCCUCUAUCAAAAGACUGCAGAUGGUAAGCCCUUUGUUGAUUUGCUCAAGGAAAACGGCGUCCUCCCUGGAAUCAAGGUUGACAAGGGUGUUGUUGAGCUUGCUGGAACCGAUGGCGAGACAACCACUCAGGGGCUCGAUGGCCUUCUCCAGCGCUGCCAGAAGUACUAUGAAGCUGGUGCUAGGUUUGCAAAGUGGCGUGCUGUGCUCAAGAUUGGCCCCAACGAGCCGUCUCAGCUCUCCAUCAAUGAGAAUGCCAACGGUUUGGCCCGGUACGCCAUCAUCUGCCAGGAGGCUGGUCUGGUUCCCAUUGUCGAGCCAGAGAUCUUAGUUGACGGGUCUCAUGAUAUUGCAAAGUGUGCUGACGUCACAGAACGCGUUCUUGCUGCCUGUUACAAAGCCUUGAAUGAUCACCAUGUGUUGCUUGAGGGGACCCUCUUGAAGCCCAACAUGGUCACCCCAGGGUCCGAGUCCGCCAAGGUUGCACCUGAAGUAGUAGCGGAGUACACUGUUCGUGCCCUGCAGCGGACGAUGCCUGCGGCAGUCCCGGCAGUGGUGUUCUUGUCCGGUGGGCAGAGUGAGGAGGAGGCUACCAUCAACCUCAACGCGAUGAACAAGCUCAAGACCAAGAAGCCGUGGACCCUCACCUUCUCUUUCGGAAGGGCCCUUCAGCAGAGCACCCUCAAAGCCUGGGCUGGAAAGGAGGAGAAUCUGAAGAAGGCGCAGGCUGCGUUCCUGACUAGGUGCAAGGCCAACUCUGAGGCAACCCUCGGUACUUACCAGGGUGCUGGUUCCUUGAGCGAGGGAGCCUCUGAGAGCCUUCAUGUUAAGGACUACAAGUAUUGAUUUGAGGUAUGCGUUUCUCCCUAGUUUGUGUUUUGCGGUGGAGAGUACGUGGUGGCUGUGUGGUUAGAAAGAUUGUCUUUUAUCCCCAGGCAUAGUUUUAGGGUUUCUUGUUUCCUGAUUACUGGCGCGGUCAAAGAAGUGACUGGUAGCGAAAUAAAGCUUGAGGAACAUCGGCAUAUGGUGUUUUGUUUUUGAGUUUUUAGACAAUUUUAAUGUUUACUUUAGACAAUUUUAAAGUUGUUCUCCUUUUAUUGAACUGGUUCCGUGUACGUUUGAGCUGGGUGUUAAUGAUGAGUUCAAUAAUGAGCAUAUUUCUGCAUG
Messenger RNA from Rhododendron vialii, 1568 nucleotides. Its product is annotated as fructose-bisphosphate aldolase 6, cytosolic. The record is from RefSeq and is a predicted model, not a curated record. Gene Ontology annotation, cellular component: cytosol. The coding region runs from base 171 to 1247 and encodes 358 amino acids. Gene Ontology annotation, biological process: fructose 1,6-bisphosphate metabolic process; glycolytic process. Lineage: Eukaryota; Viridiplantae; Streptophyta; Magnoliopsida; Ericales; Ericaceae. Gene Ontology annotation, molecular function: fructose-bisphosphate aldolase activity. The transcript is spliced from 3 exons.